Molecule: messenger RNA, 4998 nt
Organism: Homarus americanus (American lobster)
Lineage: Eukaryota; Metazoa; Arthropoda; Malacostraca; Decapoda; Nephropidae
Product: phospholipid scramblase 2-like
Exons: 9
Coding region: 249-1337 (362 amino acids)
Biological process (GO): plasma membrane phospholipid scrambling
Cellular component (GO): plasma membrane
Molecular function (GO): phospholipid scramblase activity
Source: RefSeq, a predicted model, not a curated record
GCGAGUACAGUACACUUGCCGCGCUCCCAGGCCCAGCCCUGGUUGACAGUCACUGCCAAGACGUUGUAUUGUAGUGGUGCUGCGUCCACGCUUGUAAUAUUCUCCACUUUUGUGUUACAAGAAUUAGAAUAGAUUUUGAAUUGUACGAAAAUUCAUGUGAACAAAAAGUGUGUAACAUCCACUAACAUACUGUACUGUACAGUACAACAGUCAUACGAACACUAGUCACACCAUAAGCAACCCCAAACAUGAGCCAACCAAGUGAUAUUGCGUUUGCCCCGCAGAAUGCUCCUUAUUCCCAGCCAGGUGGUGCUCCUUACCCACAACCAGGUGCUCCUUACCCCCAGCCUGGCCCUUAUCCUCCUCCUGGACAGUACCCACCGCCAGGGCAGUACCCACCGCCAGGGCAGUACCCACCGCCAGGCCAGUACCCACCACCAGGCCAGUAUCCACCACCAGGCCAAUACCCACCGCCAGGCCAGUACCCACCGCCAGGCCAGUACCCACCACCAGGCCAGUAUCCACCACCAGGCCAGUAUCCACCACCUCAACAACCUAAUCAGGGUCAUGGAGGAGGUAUUUACCCACCAUUACCAGCUGGUGGGCCCCAACCAGACCCAUACAGUCAACAGCCUCAGCCAGGUGGACAAGGAGGAUGGAUGCCCACCCCUGCAGUAACCAACUGCCCUCCUGGCCUUGAGUACCUCACACAGGUUGACCAGCUACUUGUUAAACAGAAAGUGGAACUAUUGGAGGCAUUCACAGGGUUCGAAACAUCAAAUAAAUACAAGAUACAGAACUCGCUGGGUCAGAAGCUUUACUUUGCUGCCGAGGACACAGACUGUUGCACCAGGCAGUGUUGUGGGCCCAUGCGACCCUUUGACAUGAAGAUCAUGGACAACUCUCAGAAUGAAGUGAUUCAUCUCAACCGUCCCUUGGCUUGUACCUCGUGUUGCUUCCCUUGCUGUUUACAGAGCAUUGAAGUGACCUCACCACCUGGAACUGUUGUCGGCUCUGUGCAUCAAGAGUGGAGCCUCUGCGCACCCAAGUUUACUGUUCGUAACUCAAGUGACGACGUCAUCCUCAGAAUUGAAGGUCCCAUCUGUACCUGGAGUAUCUGUGGUGAUGUUGAGUUUCAGGUGUUGUCUGCUGAUGGUGACGUGCAGGUGGGUAAGAUCAGUAAGCAGUGGAGCGGCCUGGCAAAGGAAGCCUUCACGGAUGCUGACAACUUUGGUAUCACUUUCCCCAUGGACCUGGAUGUGAAGAUUAAGGCUGCACUACUGGGUGCUGUCUUCCUAAUUGAUGUAAUGUAUUUUGACAAGGGCAACGACAACUGAUCACUUACAUAUGGUAAUGAAAAGGAUUUCAUGUUCUUUGAGAAGCAAGGGAACAAGGAGACUGAUCAACCGGGAAUGUUCUAAAACUGGUCGUUGGAGUUGACUUAAUUACAUGAGGAUAGUGUAGUGAAAUGAAAUAAAUUGGUAACAAGGAUAACAUAUAGUAAUUAAUAAACUGUUGUUAAAUAUAUGUUUGGUGUGACUGAUUGUGAUUCACUGCUUCAAAGGGUUUCACUCCUACAAUGCCCUGGUGAUAGUAGGCUCCAAUCUGACUGUAUACUGUAUGAUAAAGAUUGGUGGUUAAUGUAUCCCAGUCUGUUGGUUCAUUGGUAAUGUAACCCAGUCUUGGUUCACUUAGGUUGGAGACUAUCAAAGUGUAGGAACCAUAUAGCCAGAAAUGCCUAUUAUUUACUGUACUUUACACCUAUAAUGUCCAAAAUACUUAUUAAGGGGAAAGAAUCACAACCAUUCUACAUUGAAAAGUAUCUUUUGUUCCUCAUUAUAUUAUUUUAAUGGGAAAUUUAAUGUUAACCAUUUAUUGAUUUUGAAGACCUUUUAGUUUUAAGAAAUAUAAGUGAGUUGUGUGACGAGACAGCCACAACAAGUAGAUGAACACAACUUAACAUUAACCAAAGCCAACCCCUAUAUAGACACAUUUAUACUCGUAGUACUGUACACACAACCCACAUUCUGUUUGCAGGUACUAAUGUUGUAUUUAGUUUAGGUCAGGUAUAGUACUUAGUACCAAAAAGAGCUGACUACAGUAUAUGCUGGUACAGUUAUUGCUUAGAGAUUUAUAAAAACUGAAACAGAAUUUAUUAUUUGUAUUUUCCAUUGGGCUAUAUUACUGUGUUACUUAAUAUAAUGAGUUUGUGUUUGUCAUUUUAAUAUUUUUAAGAGGAAAUGUUGUACAUGCCCUAGGUGGGGGGGGUGUUCUGUCUUGGUGCUCACUGAGGGAUCCAGCCCUGUCUUCAGCCCUCCUAGGAUCAUGUGGGGGGCUCUCUUGGUGCUCACCUAACCUAUACCUCCCUAGGUAGAGUUAGGUUAUUGAAUCAUUAUAACAGCCUGGAUCUGCCCCACAGGUUAACAGUGUUGUCAUUUAUGAUGAUAUGAUUCAGUUGAACCUCUAUCCCUUGUACUGAUUUUAUAUUAGUUAUUUACUUAUCUAGUAUUUUAUUUUAUAAUAUUUUGUUCAGCUUUGUGAUUGAAGUUCAUUGUUGACAGAGUAGAAGGUGAGAUGUAUUGUGUCGGUGGGAACAGAGCCAUAGAUGAAUAGAAUUCAGUUAACUCGGUGAUCGAACCCGAUUGACUGAAUCACUCCUAUGACACAUGGGCGCCAUUUUAUUACUCAUCAAAAGAUUUUUCAAAAUCAACAAAGCAGAUACAAAUUUCAUUGGACCUCUAAAGCUCUUUCAGUGAAAAUUCUCAAUCCAAACAUAGCUUCUCUAGUUCCUGUUCCCCUUUUAAAUCCAUUUUGCUCUUCAGAUAACUCACUUUCUAUUCUAAACUUUAUUCUAAAAAAAAUAUAAUUAAGACAACAUUGUAGGUGCGACAUUGAUUAAUAUGAAUUUACAUAUAUAAAUAAUAUACAGUACAGGUAUCAAUUUGGUAAUAAUAUGAGGACCCUCUCAUUAAUAAAGGUUUUUCAUAUAUGGUCAUGUGAUAUUAAUUAUAAAUCCGAUCAUUAUGUGGGGGACAUAACGAGAACAGCAGCCGCAGCUGCUCUGCCUGAGAAGACCUCCCAGUUCCACCCACUGUGUAACAACAGGACACCUGGUUGGCCAAAUUUUCUCUAUCUAUGGCUCUGGUUGAGAACUGUUGCUCCUGCCUCUUGGUGCUCACGUGCAGUACUGUAUCACAAUACCUCAUGUUUUCUUUAAUGAAUGGCUGCCAUCCAUCCCUCCAGUCAGACACCAAUAUUUUUUACCUCAUUUAUUGCCAUGGUAAUGUUUUGCCUUUAAAGGGUACUUACUGUAUGUAUGGACAUGAUUAUAUGUCAUAUUUAUUGCUUAUAAAGCAGUUUUAUACAUUUAUGUUCUAUAUGUUAUAUUGUAAUCGAUAUGAUUGAUUACUUCAGUAAUUUAUUGAGAGUUUGUGUUGUCUUCAAAAGAUAUGUUGAUAGCUUGUCAUCCUGACAAGGAACCUUUCUUUCACUUGAAUACUACCUGCUAGCAUGUUGUUACCAUUAUCAAAUGUAGCUUUAAAAAGUGUCACCAUACCACACACCCAGUUCCCUCUCCAUACUCUGGUAGAUUUUAUCGCACUGUGGUGCCCUCUGGGCCAUAUUCAGGAAUGAGACAGACUCCCCCUGUGGUGCCCUCUGGGCCAGAUCCAGGAAUGAGACAGACUCCCCCUGUGGUACCCUCUGGGUCAGAUCCAGGAAUGAGACAGACUCCCCCUGUGGUGCCCUCUGGGCCAGAUCCAGGAAUGAGACAGACUCCCCCUAUGGUGCCCUCUGGGCCAGAUCCAGGAAUGAGACAGACUCCCCCUAUGGUGCUUUCAACUCUGGCCGCACUCCUCUCAAGUGAGAUAAGGUCGUUCUAGAGUGAAACAGGAUUAUCUGCACCAACUUGUUACAUGCUACCACCUCUACUCUAAAGUUUUACUUGCAUACAUAAAUUGCCUUAAACUCUGCCUUGAAUAUCGUAAAGCCUGCUAACUUUAUGCAUUAAAAUGACCAUAUACAUCUUUGAGGUGCCUGCAGUGAGGACUUGUCUGCACUCCAUCUGCUUUUAAAUCAUGUCUGCUCAAAGCCAGUCUUGGUGUGAAUUCGUCCAUAGGUUAGAAUUCAUACAGUAUUAAGGUUUUUUAAUGUCUCUUUUGGUGGGUAAACGUGCAUAUAGCCUUCAUCAAGUCUUACUGUAGAGAAACUUUACUCAAUAGUUAAUGAGGUGCCUUUGGGAAGUAGCAUAGUCACAACUUGUUUAGUUUAUCAAAAUAAUAAUGUUUUUCAGCAAUUUGAUUUUUACUUUAACAAACUAUAUACUGUAACUUAGAAAAUAUAUUGUUUUUCAUGAUAGAUUUGACUACAUUUGCUUAGGUAUAAUUUAGAUUUAUUUAAUCCCUUUCUCACAGCAUGUCUGAGGUGGUAAAGUAUAAGUAUGUAUAGUAUAGUAUAUAUGAUUGAAGUAUAUUUAAAUGGUGUUCUUAGACUUUGCAGUUAGGAAGGGAUUAUAUGUAGAGUACUAUAGCAGACAAAAUUCCCUGGACACUUGGCAGUACAGUAUCUGGCAUAUACAGUAGGUACAGUACUGUACUUAAGGAUCAUUAGAUGAAGUGGAUUGAAAUUUUUAUGUAUUUUCUCAGUUAUUUCUUUUUGUUAAGGAGUGGGUUUUCCUAUUUGGUAUUUCCGACAUAAUAUGUGAAGAAAAGUACCGUCGGUUGAUAUAAACCAAUGAUAUAUAUGGCCUAGAAGUAGAUGCCAGAUAUUGCUAAGUGUUAAUUUAAUUUUGUUUGUUGGGGGUUUCACACCUAACGGACCCUCGAUAUAAUGGACUUUCCUCUCCCUGUAGUCCGUUAAAUAGAGGUUACACUGUAUAUAAUGUUAUCAUGGAACAAGACCACACUAAGGAAAGAAAGAUUAGUAUCUGUCUGGGUUAUGUUGUUAGUACUGUACCUGUAUCCCAAAUAUACAAUACAUUCUUUGUUGAAAGUUGAUGUA